Messenger RNA from Staurois parvus, 343 nucleotides. NCBI's taxonomy places the organism in Eukaryota, Metazoa, Chordata, Amphibia, Anura, Ranidae. The record is from the annotation of a GenBank genome assembly.
UGCCACCUGUCAGUGCUUAUCAAUGCCACGUGCCAGUGCCCAUCAGUGCCACGUGCCAGUGCCCAUCAGUGCCACAUCACAGUGCACAUCAAUGCCACAUAUCUGUGCCCAUCUGAGCUGCCUUUCAAUGUCACCCAUCAGUGCCACCUAUCAAUGCCAAUCAGUGCCACCUAUCAGUGCUGCCAAUCAGUGCCACCUAUCAGUGCCAGUCAGAGUCACCUAUCAGUGUGCAUCAGUGCCAGUCAGUACCGCCUAUCAGUGCCAGUCAAUGCCGCCUAUCAGUUCCAGUCAGUGCUGCCUAUCAGAACCAGUCAGUGCUGCCUAUCAGUGCUGCCUAUCAGUG